ACAAAAGUCCAGAGGAGAUAAAAUCUGUGUUGAAAGAGUCUAUAAAACUUAUGAAUAAUAAUAUUUUGAAGCAAGACAGAGUCAGAAUAAAUGUUCGAAGAAAGUUUCUAUGGAUCGACUUUAAACAAGCACGUCUUACAAAGAUCAAACCUGAUGACAACUUAAAGGUUGUGUUUAUUGGCGAAUGUGCCAUUGAUGAUGGAGGACCAAAAAGAGAGUUCUUCACAGAAUUGUUAGAAGCAGGAAAAAGGAAGUUAAUGUCUCGUGGAUUUCCCAAUGAUUCCACAAUGGCACUGAUGGCUAAUGACUUCCGACUACUUGGUGAGGCUAUGGUUAUGUCUGUCAUACAGGGUGGUCCAGCUCCAAAUUUCUUAAAUGAAAGUAUAUUCCAAUAUAUUGCAAAGCAAGAUUUAUCUGCAGAAAAUUGUCAAAAUGAGGCAUUUAAAUCAGCAGCUAUUAAGUUAUCAUCCUGUAUAACAGAUGAUGUACUUCAUGAAACCAUAUUGGCAGAUGAGAUAUUAGAUGUUUUGCAGAAUGUUGGAUACACCGGUGUGCCUCAAAAAGAAAGCAUCAAAUCAUCCAAAGACAUAGUGCAAUCUAUUUGUAUAAAAGAUCAAAUCUCUAACAGCAUAGCCCAGCUGCAACAACUUCAAGAAGGCUUGCCUAACUGUAAUCUUUUUGACGCGAUAAGAAAACAGCCACAUGUAUGGAAGGCAGUGUUUGUGCCGAGUGAUAUUUUCAAGUUUACUGCUGAUGAGUUUCUUGACCAUCUGCAACCUCAAUAUAGUAGCUCUCAAGCUUUGAAGAUGAAGGAAGUUUUCAUCCAUGGUUGCAAAGAUUGCUGCAAAUGUAGACCAUCUACGUCAACAUGUGACUUGCUGGUGAAGUUACCUGUUCAUAUAGCUUCGGAAUGUGAAAUGGAAGAAUUAAUGGUUUCUGCCAUUGGGGAUUCGUGUGAUUUUGGACUUAUCUGA
Molecule: messenger RNA, 974 nt
Organism: Xenia sp. Carnegie-2017
Lineage: Eukaryota; Metazoa; Cnidaria; Anthozoa; Malacalcyonacea; Xeniidae
Exons: 5
Coding region: 51-974 (307 amino acids)
Molecular function (GO): ubiquitin-protein transferase activity
Source: RefSeq, a predicted model, not a curated record